UGCCUUCUGCGAGAGGAGCAACUGAAUCACUAAUAAGAAACAUGGCCACUAGUCUCAGCUUUCACAAUAGGUCCUCUAUAUGGAGUCAUGGUCAGCCACACAAUCCUGACAUUGACAACAGAGAGGAUUUGCACAAGCCGUGGUUAACAGCAGGCAACAGAGACCUCCACUGCCCUGUGUGUUUACAAAUAGCCAGCUAUCCUAUAGUGACUAACUGUGGGCACCUUUUCUGUGCACCAUGUCUGAUAUCAUACUGGAAACAUGGCUCCUGGUUAGAUACCAUCAACUGUCCUUUAUGCAGACAGAAGGUGAAUAAGAUGUGUCAUCUCUUCAGUGAGAACACAGCUGAAUGUAAGGAGAGAGAAGUGUUAAGACAUGUCAGAGACUAUAACAAGCGCUUCUCUGGAGCACCAAGACAGGUUAAAGAUUACCUGUGUGAUGCUCCACUCUUCCUGCUGUUGUUGGUGCGAUGGUUGGGGAACAUGGGCAGCCUGGUGUGGCUGUUUCUCUUGAGGGUUGCUGUCUGUGGCUUUGGGGCAGCCUUGUCUCUGGCAUCCCCACUGGAGACACUUCCUGGACCGUUGAGCAGAAUGUUGGGCAUAAUUGAUGAUUUUGUUGUGGUCUUCCUUCUUCUUAUUUGCAUUAUUAACAUUAACCAGCAGAUGGGGCCACAGAGGACAAGAACACAUUCAGUCACCCAGGGUGUGCUGACCGACAUAUUGUAGAGGACAUUGGUAAUGUGCUAACUAGAAUGUUGAAAUUACACUUAAUGAACCUUGUUGGCAAAGGUUAACAGUGUUAUGACCUGGUGCACUUUGCUCUCUGUGAAAAUAGAUUUUCAAUGAAGAGGUGUCUAAAAUAGACAUAAGGCACAGACAGACAGGAACAGUUCUGAUAAGGUUAUAUUUUGAAGUGCAAUUUAAGGUGUUUUUCUUACAAACAAAUAUAUGUAUUAAAUGUAAAGAACUUUUGUAAAUAUACAUGUUU
Molecule: messenger RNA, 987 nt
Organism: Xyrauchen texanus (razorback sucker)
Lineage: Eukaryota; Metazoa; Chordata; Actinopteri; Cypriniformes; Catostomidae
Product: RING-HC_RNF170 domain-containing protein
Exons: 6
Coding region: 42-725 (227 amino acids)
Molecular function (GO): ubiquitin protein ligase activity
Source: RefSeq, a predicted model, not a curated record